Porites evermanni is the source of this 1158-nucleotide messenger RNA. The record is from the annotation of a GenBank genome assembly. Lineage: Eukaryota; Metazoa; Cnidaria; Anthozoa; Scleractinia; Poritidae.
AUGAAGUUCGCAAUUCGUGUCUCUCAUCGCCUUGGCCUAUACGCAAAUACGACCUGCAUCUAUUUUGUUUUUGGCGAGGUAAAUGCGUUUUACAGCAUAAGUGAGUUAAUGAGCGUAGAGGCAGACUUAAGUGCCAAUUUUCCGAACGAAAAUCAGAUAACGUUGGGUGCAAUAUUAGAUCGUGCAAGAGAGACAUUGCUCAGUGCAGGUUCGUCUCGUGUCAAUGCUUCAAAUAUUGUCGUCGCUAUUACAAGUGGAAAGUCAACAGAUGAUAUCGAAGUGCCAACAAUUACCUUGAAGGCAUCGAACGUGACAGUUUUUGCCAUGGGUGUGGGUGAAAAGUAUUCUUUGGGGCAGUUGAAUGAGAUGGCAAGUGAAUUGGAUGAGGAUCACGUCUUCACAGCAGAGUCUUGGGAAGACGUUAAUGCUGAUUUUGUAUCUGAAGUGGCGAAGAAAAUAUAUCAAGGUGGGCUGAGUAUCUAGUUUACUUUUAUAUCGUGAAAAAAAAAAAAAAAACAGUAGCAGAUGCACGAAAGCGUUUCAGAACAUUUAAGAAAUAGAGGUCAUGCGUGGAUCUAGGGAAAAUAUUGACCGCGAUUCCCUAAACUAACGCCGAAGGCGCACGUUUCUAGGGGGAGUUCGGGGGCAUGCUUUCCCAGGAAAUUUUAUUACAUUUAAUUCUCUAAAGUCCCCUUACCUGGGUGGUUUCUGAGUCAUUCGUCGGACAGGAUAUUGGCCAGUUCCAUUGUCCUCUGAUGAAGCCUUACAAAUCGGUGGAAUAUUAUUAUUAUUUCUCAUGCCCGGAAAUUGGAAAAAAAAUUAUUCAAACCAUUUUCCAGAAAAAAAAAUUCUGUUUAUGAAAAAUCUGACCGAUUAAUUUCCGUAAAAUGGUGGAAACCGAUGAGGAUCUGCGCAUGGAAGUAGUGUAUUCUCUUCGAACCCAUCGUUAAAUACAGCAACUGAUCAAACCACUAACUAUGUUAUCCUUGUUUCUCAUAAGUUGUCGACAGUUGUGUGAGCUCUCCAUGUUAUAACAACGGCUCUUGUACAAAUUUGGACGGUGGCUACAACUGCACGUGCUCUGUGGAAUAUUCUGGAGAACGCUGCGAGAAAAGUGAGAAGUCUACAAGUUACUUUUUUAUGCGUGAAAAACAAUGA